This is a messenger RNA of Pedinophyceae sp. YPF-701, 822 nucleotides long. The record is from the annotation of a GenBank genome assembly. NCBI's taxonomy places the organism in Eukaryota, Viridiplantae, Chlorophyta, Pedinophyceae.
AUGAGCGACAACCAGUUCCUGAAGUUCGCGUGCGGCGCCCCGGGCGACGCACCGACGGCGCGCACGCCCCCCCCGCGGCAGCGCAAGCGGCCGCGCGCCUCUUCCGACGACGACGACGCGGCGGCAGACCCUCCGAAGGGCGUGCCAGCGCGGCUCGGGGACGGGCACCCCCUUCGCUGCAUCGUCGUCGGCCACAACCCGAGCGCCGAGGCGUGGCGCCAGGGCCACUAUUACGCACACAAGUCCAAUCGCAUGUGGCCGAUCCUGAAGGAAACCGGCAUCGCUCCGCCGCACAUUCGAGGCGCAGUCGACGACGAGCUCAUGCCCGCGGACGCAGGGGUGGGCUUCGUUGACGUCGGCACGGGCCACCCGGGGACUGACAGCCGGAAGUUCGACGUCAGGGACUUCGCGGCGUGGUCGGGGGUGUUUUACGGGCGGCUGCGGGACCACGCCGCGGCGGCGCAGGCGUGGAUGGAGCGGGAGCGCGGGUGUGCGUGCGGGCGCUGCGGCGCACCGUGCGUGGUGGCGUUCAGCGGCAAGCGGCAAUUCGUGGAGCUGUACAACGCCACGCGGCCGCCCGGGACCAAGCAGCUGAACGGCGCGACGGUCCCGCUCGGGGAGAACCUCAGCAGAUCGCUGCUGCCGGGCGGGUGGCCGCUCACGUCGGACACCGAGGUGUGGGUCAUGACGUCGACGUCGGGCGCGUCAGCGCUGGGAAACGAGGCCAGAAUCACGCCGUGGCGCAAGCUCGCGGCCCGGUUGGACGAGCAGCCAUGGCCGCGCGUCGCGCGGUGCAAGGACGGGGCGCGGGCUGCCGAAUGA